Molecule: messenger RNA, 1146 nt
Organism: Emericellopsis atlantica
Lineage: Eukaryota; Fungi; Ascomycota; Sordariomycetes; Hypocreales; Bionectriaceae
Product: chitinase
Exons: 2
Coding region: 310-1140 (276 amino acids)
Biological process (GO): carbohydrate metabolic process
Cellular component (GO): extracellular region
Molecular function (GO): chitinase activity
Source: RefSeq, a predicted model, not a curated record
CAGCAACACUUUCCUCCCUAAAUCAGAACCAACAAUGGCACCAACAGCCUCUCUGCUGACCCUCCUUGGCGCGUUUGUGGCUCUUCCUACAGCUCUCGCGGGCUUUAAUCCAAGUUCCCAAAGCAAUGUAGCCGUCUACUGGGGUGAGAACCACCACAAACCUGUCCCAAUCCACGACACUGACAACACGUAAAGGCCAGAACUCUUUCGGACAGGGCAGCGGCCCCUUUGUCCAGGAGCGUCUUUCCUACUACUGCGAAAGUAAGAGCUUGACCUACUUGCAAAUUGGAGACACAUCACUGACGGGCCAUGUCAGACCCUGAUAUCGACAUUAUCCCCAUUGCGUUCCUCAACGGCCUCGCGCCACCGCUGGUCAACUUUGCCAACGCAGGCGACAAUUGCACCACAUUCCCAGAGGGCCCUUCCCUCCUCGACUGUCCUCAGAUCGAAGAGGACAUCAAGACGUGCCAAGCCAAAGGCAAGACCAUCGUCCUCUCCAUGGGCGGCGCCACCUACUCUGGUGGUGGCUUCCAAAGCGCCGAUGCAGCUGUCGACGCCGCCCGUACCCUCUGGGCCACAUUCGGACCCGAGCAGCCAGGUUCCAACGCGCUCCGCCCCUUUGGCUCGGCCGUGAUCGACGGCUUCGACUACGACUUUGAGUCAGCAACGUCCAACAUGGUCUCCUUUGGCCAGGAGCUGCGUCGCCUCAUGGAAGACGCCACCGCGAGCGGCGACAAGCGCUUCUACAUCACCGCCGCGCCCCAGUGCCCGUACCCAGACCAGGCCAAUGGCGAAGCCCUGGCCGGCGGCGUCUCGUUUGACUUUAUUAUGAUCCAGUUCUACAACAACUACUGCGGUGUCCAGUCGUUCGUCCCCGGCGCCGCGCAGCAGUACAACUUCAACAUGGAGACGUGGGACGCGUGGGCGGCGUCGACCAGCUUGAACCCGGACGUCAAGAUCCUGCUCGGCAUCCCGGCCAACACGGGCGCGGGAGCGGGCUACACCGAGGGCGAGGCGCUGGCGAGCGUGAUCCAGUACUCGAAGCAGUACGCGAGCUUUGGGGGCGUCAUGAUGUGGGAUAUGUCGCAGCUGUAUGCGAACGAGGGAUUCUUGGGUGAGGUCGUGAACGCCCUGGGUUGAGCUGGG